Molecule: messenger RNA, 1578 nt
Organism: Zymoseptoria tritici IPO323
Lineage: Eukaryota; Fungi; Ascomycota; Dothideomycetes; Mycosphaerellales; Mycosphaerellaceae
Exons: 2
Coding region: 1-1578 (525 amino acids)
Biological process (GO): transmembrane transport
Molecular function (GO): transmembrane transporter activity
Source: RefSeq, a predicted model, not a curated record
AUGACGCCGAUCCUUGCUGCUGGCUUCACGAACGUAGCCCGUGACUAUGGCGUCUCUCACGCCCGAGUCGCGCUCACUACUGGAUUAUACAUGAUGGGUCUCGGUGUGGGGUCCGUCGUGCUCUCCCCGACGGCGAUCUUGUACGGCAAAAGGCCGGUCUACCUAGUAUCUGCGAUAUGCUUCGUGCUGUCGUCGGUAUGGUGUGCUCUCUCGCCGAACUUUGCUAGUCUUAUCGUCGCGAGAGUGUUCCAGGGUGUGGCGGUCAGCUCGGUGGAGUGCCUUCCCAGUGCGACGGUGGCGGAGAUUUACUUUUUGCAUGAAAAGGCGUAUCGAUUGGGAAUCUAUACAUUGCUGUUGCUUGGAGGGAAGAACUUGGUGCCUUUGGUGAGCGCGGCUAUCAUUCAGAGUUUGGGCUGGAGGUGGGUAUUCUGGAUCGUUGCCAUCAUCGUUGGAUUCGGAUUUGUUUUGCUCUUCCUCUUCGUUCCGGAGACAUUUUGGGACCGCACUCCUCGGCCGCAUAAGCAUAAGCAACACAGAGGCAGCACGUCCAGUCUGCAUGCGAAAUGGAAGAAAGGAGCAGGAUCGCAGCCUUCGAGUCCAAUGGCGGAGAAGAUGCCCGGUCGUGCUGCAAAGGCCGAGGGCGACCCGAGUCCGACUGUGCCCACCACCCAGGAUCACGCGCAAGACUACUUUACUCAACCCGCCACGACGAACUCGCACUCGCCACCUCACACGCCCAUCACGCCCAUCUCCCCGGCCCCAACCGACCUCUCCGCCCAUAUCGACCCACGAAACGCAUACACAACCCACUACGCCACAUCGCCGCCCAAAACCUUCCUCCAGCAACUAGUUCCCUACUCCGGUCGUCUCGUCUCCGACUCCUGGUUCCGCGUCGCCUUUCGCCCGUUCAUCCUCUUCGCCUAUCCCGCCAUCCUCUGGAGCGCCCUCGUCUACUCCCUCUCCGUAGGCUGGCUGAUCGUCCUCUCCGAGUCCGUGAGUGACAUCUACCGCUCCUCGGAGACAUACAACUUUACCGCCUUGCAGGCUGGACUGGUGUACAUAUCUCCCUUCGUCGGCGGUAUUCUCGGCACCGCCGUCGCCGGCAAAGUCUCAGAUGUCAUCGUCCGCUACCUGGCCCGAAAGAAUGGCGGCGUCUACGAACCGGAAUUCCGUCUCGUAAUGGCCAUUCCCAUCGCUCUCACCACAACUCUUGGCCUCAUGGGCUACGGCUGGUCCGCCCAGGAGCGCGACAACUAUAUCGUACCCACCAUUUUCUUCGGCAUCAUCUCCUUCGGCUGCUCGCUCGGCUCCACCACGUCCAUCACCUUCGCUGUCGACUCCUAUCGUCAAUACGCGGGCGAAGCACUCGUGACGUUGAAUUUCAGCAAGAAUGUUCUGCAUGGUUUGGUGUUUAGUUUAUUCUUUAAUCGGUGGUUGGAAGCCGAUGGGAGCAAGGAGGUGUUUUUAAUCAUUGGAGGCUUGCAGCUGGCGUUGAUGGGAACGACGAUUCCGAUGUUUAUCUUUGGGAAGAGAGGCAGAAUGUGGACUGUGAGGAAGGCGUUGAUGGAGAAGUUUUGA